AUGACACUAUUGGACGCUAUUCGAAAUCUGGCUGUAAAGGACCCUCCAACAGCAGCAAAACGCAAACUAUACAAAACAAACAAGAUACUAGGCGAAGGAACAUUUGGUGUCGUCAAAGAAGCAACCUACCUCCCCACCGGCCGCAAUGUAGCCCUCAAGGGUAUCAAAAAACGCACCUCGCAUGAUUCACCUGAAGUAGUCGAAGCCGCCGUUAAGAGGGAGAUGGCCGUCUUGCAAACCGUACGGCAUCCACAUAUCAUUGCUCUUUUGGACUGGUUUGAGACAAAGGAUAAGCAUUACCUAGUCUUUGAACUGGCGACCGGAGGAGAAUUAUAUGAUCGCAUCGCCAAGAAAGGAAAAUUCACAGAACGGGAUGCAGCAAGGAUCAUAUUCACAAUUCUGGACGCUGUAGCGUUUCUACAUGAAAAGGAUAUUGUGCAUCGGGAUCUCAAACCAGAGAAUCUUCUCUACCGGGAUAGUACCGAUGAUGCCGAUCUGGUUAUUGCAGAUUUUGGAGUGUCCAAUUUCGUACAUGGAGAUGAAUUGCUCAGUACAUUGUGUGGCAGUCCCAUGUACGCUGCACCUGAAGUCAUUAAACGCUCCGGACACGGUAAACCCGCCGAUAUUUGGAGUGUGGGAAUCAUCACCUACUGCCUCUUGGUAGGGUAUCCUCCUUUCGACUUUGCUGAGGAUUUGAUGGACUUGAUGGAUGCCAUCACGUCAGCGAACUACAAAUUUGACAGUCCGUAUUGGGAUAACAUAUCUGAUUCUGCAAAAGAGUUUAUUCGAUCGCUUUUGAAAGUUAAACCCGCAGAACGACCAACGGCCCGCCAAGCAUCCAUUCAUCCUUGGUUGUGCAAGUACUCGUUUAGAGCCAGGGAGGCGGAGCGGUUGUUCCAUGCUCAGGAAACCCUUCCACCACAAACACCACCACGCCCGACAGAACAAAAAUCCACAACCGAACAAGAUGCCAUCCUGCAAACCCCCGCCGUCGUCCCGCGCCGCUCCAUUACACCUACAGAAGAUGAUGACCUGCCCAAUCUGGUUGAGCGAGUCUGGUCUGCUCAUUCAGAUAGUUUAUUCUCCCCUCGGGGGAAGCUGUUGAAGGCUUUCAGGACCUUGCAAGCUGUAGGGCGGAUGAGUAGCACGAAAAAGGGGAGUUCAAGUUCUAUGGAAGAUAGUCAAGAGGAGAUGGUGCAGAGUGGGACAAAGCAGGCAGAAACAGACGGGGAAGCUAAAGAGCAGAAAGUUGCAUAG
Messenger RNA from Spizellomyces punctatus DAOM BR117, 1257 nucleotides. Its product is annotated as CAMK/CAMK1 protein kinase. Bases 1 to 1257 code for a protein of 418 amino acids. The record is from RefSeq and is a predicted model, not a curated record. Gene Ontology annotation, molecular function: calcium/calmodulin-dependent protein kinase activity; ATP binding. NCBI's taxonomy places the organism in Eukaryota, Fungi, Chytridiomycota, Chytridiomycetes, Spizellomycetales, Spizellomycetaceae. The transcript has 6 exons. Gene Ontology annotation, biological process: protein phosphorylation; cellular response to oxidative stress.